Ziziphus jujuba (common jujube) is the source of this 841-nucleotide messenger RNA. RefSeq names its product stigma-specific STIG1-like protein 1. The transcript has a single exon. Bases 89 to 562 code for a protein of 157 amino acids. Lineage: Eukaryota; Viridiplantae; Streptophyta; Magnoliopsida; Rosales; Rhamnaceae. The record is from RefSeq and is a predicted model, not a curated record.
UUUCCUAAGCAUAUCUUCACCUUCUUCAUAUCCUCCAAGUGUCUCUUUGAAAAUAUAUGCAACUUUCCUUCCUUUACACCACUAAAACAUGAAAUCCCAGAAGCUAUUCCUUCUACUAGCCAUACUCAUUAUGGCUUUGAGCACCAUCGCUCUCUCUGCAACAUCAAAUGCUGAUGAAACAUUUCUCAAUAACGACAAGGAUGAUAAUGCUACAACUGAUGAGGAUUUCUCGGAGACCGAAGACCAACCACAGACAACAUUGACUCCUCUUAGGGGGAUUAGCCGCUUCCUUGCGUCACGAAAUCAGAUGACAUGCAACAAAUACCCGAAGGUGUGUCGCGCCAAGGACAGCCCCGGUCCAGAUUGCUGCAAGAAGAAAUGUGUGGACACAUCGAGUGAUAGAGUAAACUGCGGCAAAUGUGGGAAGAAAUGCAAGUACGCGGAGAUAUGCUGCAGAGGAAAGUGCGUGAAGCCAAUGACUGAUGAGAAACACUGUGGAAGUUGCAAUAACAGGUGCAGCAAAGGGAACAAGUGCUUGUAUGGGAUGUGCAACUAUGCAUAGAUAUUCAAAAACCACCACCAAAUUUAAGAGGAAAUGAAUAAUAGGAUAUAUAAAUUAUUAAGCAGUAGUUAGUUUGAAAAACAAAAAGGUGAGCCAUCAAUUGAUGUUUUUGAUAGGCUCUGCAUACACACACAUUAUGUCGGUUUGUGUAAUUACAAUUAAUAUGUUAAUUAAAUUGGGAUUUGUGAUGAUGUAACAUCGGGUUGUAAGAAUUCAAGUUUCAUGUACUCAUCAUUAGUAUAUAUGCGCAUAAUUAAAUUCUAUAUAUGUUUCUUCUUA